Messenger RNA from Frankliniella occidentalis (western flower thrips), 814 nucleotides. Its product is annotated as E3 ubiquitin-protein ligase rnf152-B-like. The record is from RefSeq and is a predicted model, not a curated record. Gene Ontology annotation, molecular function: ubiquitin protein ligase activity. Bases 417 to 680 code for a protein of 87 amino acids. Gene Ontology annotation, biological process: protein ubiquitination. The transcript is spliced from 2 exons. NCBI's taxonomy places the organism in Eukaryota, Metazoa, Arthropoda, Insecta, Thysanoptera, Thripidae.
UCCCGUCUAAAACGUCUGCUACCUGGGGGCAGGUUGAUGUUCUUUUCGUUUUGUUCGUAAAACUGGAACGACUCACUGACAGGCAGUAAAACCAUACCUCUGGUGUCUACAGCAACGAGCAACAACAAAUAUAACACACUACAGGCGGUUUCUGUAAGUAAAAUAAAGCAACCACAAAGUUUCAAGUCAGGCAAGGAAGCGGGCAAUAUAGGUUAGGUAAGUCAAAACAUAGAUUGCUGCAGACAGUAUGAAAAAUUACAAACUAUUUUUCUCAUAUUCUAUUCUAUUGUUGGCUGCAGCGGAGCGGCGGUAUGUUUUGACCAGUUUUAACGUGCUCCGCUUCAAGCAACAACAAUCAUCUAACCUGAUCCGUGGAUCUAAAAAUACUCACCGUCCAUAAAAUUCUGAGUUAUUCUAUGGAAAUGGGACCACAGUGUGACAUAUGCUUUCUUGACUUCGACUUGGACCGCCAUAGACCCAAGGUCUUACCCUGUGGACACACAGUGUGUAAAGCAUGCGUGGAGAAUCCAGGCUUGGGGACAAAGUGCCCAACUUGCAGGAAGGUCAGUAAACAAAACAAGAAGUAUUUAAUAAGAAACAUAGUUUAUCGUUUAAUGAGGGUAAUCAUUCUGUGCUGCAAACAGGGAGCUGAUGAGACUUUUUAUAUGAGAAACGUUUAAACUCAUUAAUCAAUGCCAUUUGAACUUUAAUGACACUAACAGAAUUUUUAAACGAACCAAUACUAGUUACUGUUUACCAAAACAGAAAGAAUAAGUUCUGUCUCUGUCUCAUGAACAGGAAAUCAUUUGUUCUG